AUGGGCAAUUGUAACAUUACUGACAAGAAAGAGUUUUCAGAUACAUCAAGUAUUUAGCUAGAUAAAUUAUAGUCCUAUCUGUUCAUAGUUUUGAGUUUAUUGAGGUGUUAGGUAAAGGAGGAUUUGGUAAAGUUUGGAAAGUGAAAAGAAGAAAAAACAAAAGUUAUUUUGCAUUAAAAAUGAUGUCUAAAGCAAAGUAUAUAAAAUAAUUGAAGAUUAGAAUAAUUGCAAAAAAAAGUGUAGCAUCAGUUAUGAAUGAAAAAAUAUUGUUAUGUUAAUUAAGACAUCCAUCAUUAAUAAAUAUAGUUGCUGCAUUUUAAGAUAGAGAGAAUUUAUAUUUAGUUAUGGAUUUAUUAAGUGGAGGGGAUCUUCGAUAUCACAUAGGUAAGAAUAGAAAAUUUUCAGAAGAAGAAACGAGUAAUAUCAGUUAUUAAUUUAGAAUUUUUUUGUGCUUGUAUAAUUAUAGCAUUAGAAUACUUGCAUUAAUAAGGGAUAAUACAUAGAGAUUUAAAGCCUGAGAAUUUAGUAUUUGAUUUAGAUGGUUAUUUGCGAUUAACUGAUUUGGGAAUAGCAAGAAUUUGGAGACCAGAUAAUUAAUCUGAUACAAGUGGAACUCCAGGAUAUAUGGCACCAGAAGUAUUAUGCAGACAAAAUCAUGGAAUAGCUGUAGAUUAUUUUGCAUUAGGAGUUAUUGUUUAUGAAUGUAUGUUGGGUAAAAGACCAUAUGUUGGAAGAUCUAGAUAAGAAAUUAGAGAUAAUGUAUUAGCAAAAUAAGUUUAAAUUAAAUAAAGUGAAGUACCUGUCUCAUGGUCUUUAGAAGCAGCUGAUUUUGCUAAUUAAGUGCAUUUUUAAAUAUUAAUUUAGUUAAUUUAAAGGAAACCUGCUUAAAGAUUAGGUUCAGAUAAUCCAGAAGCUGUAAAGAAUCAUCCAUGGUUUAAUGGAUUUGAAUGGAAUAAAUUAUUGAAUAAAUAAUUAAAAGCUCCAUAUUAACCAAGUAAUAGCAGUAAUUCUUGUGGGUCAACUUAGGAUACUGAACAAGAUACUAAAGAAAAGGAUAUUAUGCUAAGACGUAAUUCUAUUUAAGGUAUAUAUUGUUUAACAAAAUUAAGCAUAAUUCAAUGGAUAUUGUCAUGAUCCAAAUGAACCUAUAACUAUGAUUGCUGAACCAUCUAAAUUCUGA
Molecule: messenger RNA, 1180 nt
Organism: Paramecium sonneborni
Lineage: Eukaryota; Ciliophora; Oligohymenophorea; Peniculida; Parameciidae
Source: the annotation of a GenBank genome assembly